Dichotomopilus funicola is the source of this 2331-nucleotide messenger RNA. Its product is annotated as pre-mRNA splicing factor component-domain-containing protein. Bases 1 to 2331 code for a protein of 776 amino acids. Gene Ontology annotation, biological process: mRNA splicing, via spliceosome. Gene Ontology annotation, cellular component: Prp19 complex; spliceosomal complex. NCBI's taxonomy places the organism in Eukaryota, Fungi, Ascomycota, Sordariomycetes, Sordariales, Chaetomiaceae. The transcript has 2 exons. The record is from RefSeq and is a predicted model, not a curated record.
AUGCCCGUCGUCAAAGGAGGCGUGUGGACCAACAUCGAGGAUGAGAUCCUCAAGGCAUCCGUCAGCAAGUAUGGCCUGAACCAAUGGGCACGCGUCUCGUCGCUGCUGGCGCGCAAGACGCCCAAACAAUGCAAGGCCCGAUGGAAUGAAUGGCUCGACCCCAGCAUCAAGAAAAUCGAGUGGAGCAAGGAGGAGGACGAGAAGUUGCUUCAUCUCGCCAAGUUGAUGCCCACACAGUGGCGUACCAUUGCCCCGAUUGUCGGGCGUACCGCCAAUCAGUGCCUCGAGCGAUACCAACGCCUCCUCGAUGAAGCCGAGCAGAGAGAGUCGUCUUCUCUGGGCCUCAUGGGCCCCGACGGUGGCGAGACCCAAGCUCCAUCCGCCGAUGAUGUCCGCCGCCUACGCCCGGGCGAGGUCGACCCCGAUCCCGAGACGAAGCCCGCCCGUCCCGACACGAUCGAUCUCGACGAGGACGAGAAGGAGAUGCUGAGCGAGGCCCGCGCCCGUCUCGCUAAUACACAGGGUAAAAAGGCAAAGCGGAAGGCUCGUGAAAGACAGCAAGAGGAGUCCCGCCGUUUAGCUGCUUUGCAGAAGCGACGAGAGCUCAAGACGGCCGGGAUCAACAUCAAGGUUACGACGCGCAAGAAGGGUCAGAUGGACUACAACGCCGACAUUCCCUUUGAGAAGAAGGCUGUGCCUGGUUUCUAUGACACAACGGAAGAAAUUUCCCGCAACGAAUUCCAACGCUCUCACUUUGACCCCAAGAAACAACAGGUUGGCAACAAGCGCAAGGGCGACGAGGAUGGCGAUGCCGACCGCAAGAGGAGGAAGAACGAGAAAGAUGGGCCUUCGGCAUCAACACAGGCGGCGCUCAAGGCAGGCCAAAUGCAGAAGAUCCGUGAGGCGGAGCAGAGCAGCAAGCGCAAAUCUUUGGUGCUGCCAGCGCCACAGGUUGACGAAGGCGAGCUGGAGGAGAUCGUCAAGAUGGGGAUGAUUGGCGAACGGGCGAGCGCCAUGGCCCGUGACAGCGAAAACGAUGCCACCCGCGGGCUGCUCGGGAACUACUCAGCACUGCACACAGGGGGCCCGAUCAGAACGCCGCGUGCGCCAGCCCAGGAAGACCACAUUGCCAACGAAAUCCGCAACAUUCGUGCCUUGACGGAGACGCAGUCGUCCUUGCUAGGCGGGGAAAACACGCCUUUGCGCGAGGGCGCGGGAUCUACCGGUUUCGAGUCAGUAGCACCGAGAAAACACGUCGUCGCAACUCCAAAUCCUCUUGCGACACCCUUGCGAUCCGGGGCAAAUGGAGUUGGGGCGACACCUCUGCGUGUUGGACAAACGCCACUGCGGACACCUCGCGAUACCUUCGCCCUCAAUGCGGCUGACAACGAUAUGGAUAUGGUUGGAGGAACGCCCGCGGAUGCUAAGAUGCGUGAGUUGUCUCUUCGCCACCAACUCAAGCAACGUCUUGCCACCCUACCAAAACCGAAGGAAACGGAAUGGGAACUCGAGUUACCCGACGAUCAACAAGAACCACUCACUGCCGAGCAGUUGGAGGAAGAUGCUGCGGAACGCGAUCGCAGGGAGCGGGAAGUGCGCGAGGCCAUUGAGCUCCUUGAACGGAAGCGGCGUACCCAGGUUAUGCAACGAGACCUUCCUCGACCGGUGACGGUGGACUACAACGUGCUUGUGCGGGCUGCAUCCGAGAUUGAAGACCCGGCGCUAGCACUCGUAUCCCGCGAGGCCGCCCUGCUGAUGGCAUACGACGCGACAAAGUACCCGCUUCCCGGCGCGCCCCCGACAAGCAAACCGGUUGCCCUACCGCAGAUUGACGAUUCCGCUCUUGCGGAGGCUCAGCUACAGGUGCUUAUGGAAAUGAAGCAUCAGCUGAAGCCGGACGAAAUUGAGGCCGUCUGGAACAAGGAGAAUAGCAACUCGUUGCUCCUCGGGCUUGGCUGCUACGAUGAUGACGACGAGGAGGACCAAAUUGCGACACUCAAAGCCACACUUGAUACAGCGAUUGAAUCUCUCCUAUCCUCGGCCGAAAAGGGCAAUAAGCUCGAGAAGAAACUCGGCCUGCACCUGGGUGGCUAUAAACACCGCGCCGAGAUGCUCCGCAAGAAAAUUGGUGAAGCCCACAUCGCGCUCGAGAAGGCGCGCCAUGCCCUCGCCAGCUUCCGUAUCCUCGAGGCCAGUGAGAAGCAGGCCAUCCAGCAGCGUCUGGCGGCGCUCCGAGCCGAAGUUGCGUUUGUUAGCACAAGGGAACGUGAAGCGCAAGAGUUAUACCGCAAGGUGAGGGGGGAAUUGGAAGAUAUGAGGAUAGAUCAGUAA